GAGAAGCUGCGGCCGUCUGGGUAUCGAGCGGGCGCGCUCACGCGGGGCCUGAGGGAGCCAAGACCCGGGAGGGUGUGGAAAGGGACUGCUGGCUCCGCCCUCAGUCCCUACCCUUUGUAGGCCGGUGUUUUCCCUUCUGAGAAACGCCCGUCCGCCCCGGCCUUCACCUGGAGUUUCUUCAGGUUCCAGGUUUCCCUGCCAACCACGAGGAGUCCAGGGAGGAAAAGCAGAGCAUAGGCGCCUAUAACCCACGCCUCCCACGCCUUUUCCAGCCCGAGAUCGCCCAGGCAGGGAUGGGCGACAAGAUCUGGCUGCCCUUCCCGGUGGUCCUCUUGGCCUCUCAGCUGCUGCCUGGGGCGGCCGGCUUCACGCCCUCCUUAGACAGCGACUUCACUUUCACUCUUCCGGCCGGCCAGAAGGAGUGUUUCUACCAGCCCAUGCCCCUGAAGGCCUCGCUGGAGAUCGAGUACCAAGUUUUAGAUGGAGCAGGAUUAGAUAUUGAUUUCCAUCUUGCCUCUCCAAAAGGAAGAACCUUAGUUUUUGAACAAAGAAAAUCAGAUGGAGUUCACACGAUAGAGACUGAAGGUGGUGACUACAUGUUCUGCUUUGAUAAUACAUUCAGCACCAUUUCUGAGAAGGUGAUUUUCUUUGAAUUAAUCCUGGAUAAUAUGGGAGAACAGGAGCAAGAACAAGAGGACUGGAAGAAAUACAUUACUGGCACAGAUAUGUUGGAUAUGAAAUUGGAAGACAUUCUGGAGUCCAUCAACAGUAUCAAGUCCAGACUAAGCAAAAGUGGUCAUAUCCAAACUCUGCUUAGAGCAUUUGAAGCUCGUGAUCGAAACAUACAAGAAAGCAACUUUGAUAGAGUAAAUUUCUGGUCUAUGGUUAAUUUAGUGGUAAUGGUGGUAGUGUCAGCCAUUCAAGUAUAUAUGCUUAAGAGUCUAUUUGAAGAUAAGAGGAAAAGUAGAACUUAAAACUCCAAAGUAGAGUACUUAACAUUCAAAAAAAGGGGCAGAAAAAUGCAAUAAACUGUUACAGUCAAGACCAUUAAUAGUUGCUUGCAAAACGUUUUCAGGCAUUACCAUAAGUGUGAAAUAAAUAUUAAUUUUAACGUGAAAGGAAAGGCUUCACUUUCAUCUGUGCAAGUAAUCUUAUUGUUCCAGUUGUACUUAAGUGUAUAACAAGUAUUUUGCAGGUAUAAAUGAAUGAAGCCAUAUUAAUAACGGCAGUUUCCUACAUUUGAAAAAAUUUUGCAAAUGUCAUAGGUGAUUUAAAUAAAUGAACUUUGGGCCUAAAUGUAACACUGAACUAUGUUUUUAAAAGAUUGUUACCCAGAAGUUUCUUUGUAAAUGUGGCAAUUACAAAUUAACUGUAGAAGUUUUUCAAUAUAUUAAGUUAUAAAUCAUCUGAGAAUUACCUAAUCAUGGAUAUCUUUAGAAGACAAAGACUCAACUUUUCUCUUUUUACAUAUGUAUCUCCUAAAUGUAAAUAGAAACAUAGCUGUGAAAAACAGAUAUGUGGGAUUUUUAUAACCAAAUAUAUUUCAUUUUAAUAGCAAAUAGUUUUAUAUACCUAGCUUACAUUCCCAAAAGCUGACAUUUUGAAUAAUUCUUAAAAAUGCUAAGUCAUACUUAUUAAAAUUAGGACAGAUUUUCUCUUUGAAGAAUAAAGAUUGCUCCCAGUCUCUAUAGGAAUACAUUCUGUCUAAUCCUUAACCAAAAUAUAGAUUUUAAAAUUAAAUGUGAGGGAAAAUCAUUUUAUUUUUAUAUUAUCAACAGUGUUAUGUUAGUUUUAACGUGUUUACUGACUUGGAUAAUACAUUAAUACCAGCAGUUGUGAAGGAAAUAUUGCUAAAAGGAUCUGGACCUAAUGUAAGUAAAUAUCACUUUUGUGUUCUCAAAAUCAGUAAGAAAAGAAUAAACUCAAUAUAAAAGAAUUUAGAGAAUAUCCUUUCAAAAUAAAUUUCACUUAAACUAUAAAUAAAGUAUUUGGAAUCUGAUUGGCUCAUAAUGACUCAAUCCUAGUAUAAAUUAUGAGAUUAAUUUCCAGUUAACUGGAAGAAACUGGGUUUUAUUUUUUUACAAUUGUUUUAUUCUGUUUUGAAUUAUCAUUUAUAAGUAUUCAGGUACAUUUUACAAAACAUAAGCCCUACUGGGUAUAAAUUUUAUUUUUAUUACAACUUUAUUACAACUUUCAUAAAGUGACCUUUCUGAUCACUUUAUUUGACAUUCAGAUAAGGAUUAGAAACCCACAGAAGUUUAAAAACUCAAUAUGUGAAUAACCCUAUAGUCUCUGCCAUCCUGUCUUACUCAAGUACUAAUAAUUUAAUGAAUUAAAUAGAAUUUUUAGGUUAUACCCGUUUGUAAUAUUGUUUAUGACAUAUACAAGUUAGAAACAAUCAACUUAUAAACUUGAGUGUAGAACAACCUCUGUGGGUUAGUACUGCUGGAAUUCUUAAUAAGCAAUAAUGAUAUCCAGAGAGAAUGCUUUCAUCUAUAAUUUACACUCAAGAGUGGUACAAAAAGAGAUAUUUCCCUCCUUCUUAUAUAUUUCCCUCUAUUCUUCAGAAAAGAAGUUUAGAUUUCCCAACUCUGAAGCUUUUUAAAAAUGAGAUAAGGUAUUAUUACCUUAAUUGGUCAAGAAAAUGCUCCUAAGUGUCCAGGAGUAGCCCCUAUAACACAUGCAAAACAAGGGCCAAUAAGAUUUUUGCCUAUGAAGAGCCCUCCUUUUUCCCCUUCUGAUACACUCAUAAUAAGAAGCAAACUUAAAGUACUAUAGCUAAUAAAACAGUACAGAUAUAAACUACUGCAUCUUUUCUAUAAAACUGUGAUUAAGAAUUCUACCUCUUACGUAUAGCUGGUUACUGUACUGUACUGAUUCUUUACCUAACAAUAAAUUUGUUACAUCACCUUCUACAUAUGAUUUGUGUCACUGAUUUUAAACCAUUGAUUCAGUAACUUACUGUAUAAUAAUGGCCUUAUUUAGAAAACAAAGAAUUUAAGAAUAUUGAGGACAAUUUUAUUUUUAUAGACAAAGUGAAAAGAAGAGGUUAUUUAAGAAGCAUGUUACCUGUAUUAACCAAAAAGUAAAAUCUGUAAGCACAUUUGUACUAAAUUCUUUAAUAUUUCUAAAGGAAUAUUGUUUAUCUGCCUCAUAUGGUUUUUUUAAUGUCAGUAUUGUUUUGACAUUAAAAUUAUGCUAAAACUGAGUAAGCUAUUUAUCACUUAACAGCUUAUUUUGUCUUCAGUUUUUAAUCAUAUAAACUUUUAAAAUACUACAAUAUUUAACUGAGGCCUAGAGUUUCACUAUGAUUUGCAUUUGGAUUAUUAAUGAUUGCUAUUCUUUCAUGUGAAUGUCAAGAUAUAGAGGAUAAGUGGUUGAAAUAGCACUGAAAUGAUAAACUGAAAUGUAAUUUUAUGCUAUGUAUGUUUAUCCUUCUUAAGCAUUAUUAUGUCCUAAAAUUGACAAUAAUUGAGUACCUAUAAUUCUGUGCCUUCCCAAAGAAAAUUCUUUAUCUGAAAAUUUCAAAGAUAUUGGUUCAGCAUGUAAUGGUUUUUCAAUUGAAGUGUAAUAAUGCACAAUCAGUGUUGCUCAAAUUGCUUUAUAAUUAUGAACAGACACAGCCGUAUUAAAUAAGCAUUGAAUACUGUGCUGAGUAUAUAUAAUAAAAAUUACAAUCAAAGAAUGUCU
This is a messenger RNA of Globicephala melas (long-finned pilot whale), 3690 nucleotides long. RefSeq names its product transmembrane p24 trafficking protein 5 (gene TMED5). Gene Ontology annotation, cellular component: Golgi apparatus; endoplasmic reticulum-Golgi intermediate compartment; COPII-coated ER to Golgi transport vesicle. The record is from RefSeq and is a predicted model, not a curated record. NCBI's taxonomy places the organism in Eukaryota, Metazoa, Chordata, Mammalia, Artiodactyla, Delphinidae. Gene Ontology annotation, biological process: intracellular protein transport; endoplasmic reticulum to Golgi vesicle-mediated transport; Golgi ribbon formation.